CGGCAGCAGACCUCUCCAGUGUUAAAUACCGUAAGCUUGACGUCGAAAACAAAAGGAGAAAAAGAUUAAGUUUUUUAAGUUUUUAAGCAAUAAGAGAGUUAAACUUGCCAACUAAUUUGCUGCCUUCUAACAUCAUUGUGUGUACCAUCGCCUCAAGGCGCUUUAAUCGGCUCGAGCUUAAAUCACCGAAUUUUACUCUAUUUCUCUGGACAAAAAGAGACACAAAAAAAGUUCAUUUGAGUUCAAUCAACUUCAAGGCCAAAUGGAGUCGGAUACAACGGAAAAAGAAAGCCCUAAAACGAUGGAGGGAAGUGAAAGUGCAGAUGGCGGCGGAGAAGGAGCUGAAGCGGAAAAGUCAGGUGAGGCUGAGGUAGCGGCACCGCCAACAAAGAGAAAAAAAUUGCUAGACGAUGAUGAGAAGAAGAAUGCCGCCGACGGUAAUGAUGAUGCUAAGGAGGAGGAUGAUGAUGAUGAUGAUGAUGAUAAUGAUAAUGAGGAGAGUACUGAUCCAGAGGAUGAAGAAGAAGUGCCCCAAUUGGUGCAAAGCACACAAAGCAGUCUGAGAUCCUUUCAAAGGAUACCCGUUUUCAUAGUGGAUUAUCACAAUGAUGUGAUGGAGUUUAUAUACCGAUGUCUGGGCACACGACAUUUGCCGCUGGAGAAUAAUCUAUUGGUGCACUUUGAUUCGCAUCCCGAUUUGGUAAUAGCCAGAGAUAUACCGGCUAGUGCAUCCUACGAUAAGGACACUAUGCUAAAUGAGUUGAGCAUAGAGAAUUGGAUUAUGCCGAUGCUAUAUGCUGGACACUUUAAUCGUUUGGUAUGGCUUAAGAAUUCGUGGUGCCAGCAGAUACCCACGGGCAAACAUCAAUUUCAUAUUGGCCACAAGGAUGAUCGCAUUGGUGUGGACUGUCCAUUGGAUUACUUUAUAGCCGAUGGCAACUACUGCCACAGCGAUGAGUUGCAAGAAUCUCGUCAAAUUGAACUACAAGUUCAUGAUGCCGACUCCCCGGACUUGAAUCCAUCUGUGUUUAUGUCAUCAAAGGAUGACCUACGCUUCAUUUUAGAUAUAGAUUUAGAUUUCUUUAGCACUUCGAAUCCAUUUCUUGAGAUCUACAAAGAUGCCGAUUGCUAUAAUCAGCUCAAGGAGAUAUUCCACUUUGAUAGUGUGGAGUCCUUGAAAAAGGCCGGCAUCACGGACUAUUCGGCCACAGCGGCGAGGCGAAAGAAACAAUUGGAGGCCCUCAAGCUAAUUUUUUGGCAUCUCGAGGAGAAGCGUAACUUUGAGGGCCUUGCCAAGCCCGACGAGACGGUCAUAACGCCGCAAAUCUAUUCCAAAAUUCUCAAUUUGGCCGAGCAACUGCAAUCCAAAUAUACGGAUGAUGAAAUUGAUUGGCUAUUGAUCUUCGAUUCGGGUAGCACAACGGACAACAAUGGCUUGCCUCAUCACAUAAGCACGGACAAGGAGCUUAAGGAAUAUUUUGCCAAUUUCAAAACAUUUCUGGAACGUCUGCCCUGUCCACCUGUAGCCAUAACUAUGGCCCAUUCGGCCCAGGAUGACUAUUGUCCACAGGACCAGGUGGCCUAUAUUGAGGACCAGGUCCUGAAAUUGUUACGCGAGGUCUUUGGUGAUCGUCUUCAUGAGAAGGCCAUCUUACAUUAUAUGGAUGAUCCGUGGGAUGUGAUGAAACUCUAAAUGAGUCAAAAACAACAAUUAAGUCUGCGAAAGCUCCCAAAAUUUUCUUUCAUGGUGAUUUCCAAUAUACACAUAUACAAUUUAGCGAGACAGAGCGAGAAAGAAAACCAAUGGGAGAGAGAGAGAGAAAGCUAGAGACCGAAAGCGAGAGAGAGAGCAACAUAAGCAAAAUAUUAAAAUAUGAAACUCAUAUAAAAAUCACAUUUAUAAUUUUUAUCAUCUCCAAUUAUACGAUACGUAUUAUAUGAACAUAUAAAACACAAUUAAAAAAUCAUGAUAAAUUAAAAUCAA
Molecule: messenger RNA, 1984 nt
Organism: Drosophila willistoni
Lineage: Eukaryota; Metazoa; Arthropoda; Insecta; Diptera; Drosophilidae
Gene: MESR6
Product: UPF0489 protein C5orf22 homolog
Exons: 3
Coding region: 263-1693 (476 amino acids)
Source: RefSeq, a predicted model, not a curated record